This is a messenger RNA of Seminavis robusta, 1354 nucleotides long. The record is from the annotation of a GenBank genome assembly. Lineage: Eukaryota; Bacillariophyta; Bacillariophyceae; Naviculales; Naviculaceae.
AGGUAAAUCUUUGGCCACGAAAGCCGGAUUGCAUACAGCACCGCCGUCACCAGCGACCACACGAAUACAACCUUGGGCAAAAAGCCAAUAGAAGACACACACAAAAAGUACUGCAUUGAUUGAACAAUACUAAUAAUGAGUGGUCCCAAAGCGUACAUUGCUGCACGAGACGAUGUCAAGAGCACUACUGGCCAUGUGAUUGUAGACGGCAAACCCUACUUCCCCUUACUGAAAGCCGAUGGUGCCGACCAUGCAUCGAUCCGUGAGGUUGUGGCCCAAAUUUUGAGCAUUCCCGUCCGCAAUGACUGGCCCAUUUCGGUCGUAUCGGGUGGAAUCACCAACCAAUUGUUUCGCGUCACACUGACAACUUCCAACGGCAACAAGAGCGUUCCCUCCUCGAUUCUCCUUCGUAUUUUUGGCGCCGAAGGAAUGAUUGACCGCGAUGUGGAAAAUUCCACCUUUGCGGCCCUGUCGACCCAAUGUCUGGCACCUCCGUACUUUGGUCGCUUUCAAAACGGUCGCUUGGAAGGAUGGUUGGACGGGAUGGCAUGCCUGACGCCACGCGACAUGGCGUUGCCCGCCAUUUCCCCCAAGAUUGCCGAGCAAAUGGCAUUGUUGCAUGCCAAAUUCGAAAUUCCCGACGAAUUGGUCGACUACCACAAUCCACAACAACCGUCUUUGUGGACGCAACUGCAAGAUUGGAUGGAACAAGCCAUGCGGGCCACGGAUUUUGGCAACGACACGGAGCGUGCAGAAACCAUGGUCUCGUCGCUACUAAAGAAUUUGGAUACCGAAUUUGAGUGGUUGCGAAACACCGUGGUGCCGUCGGAUUUGCCAGUGGCAUUUUGUCACAAUGAUGUAUUGGGCGCCAAUGUGCUUUAUAACGCAACAACAGGUGUCCUUCGAUUGGUGGAUUUCGAAUAUGGUGGAGUCAACUACAAGGCAUUCGACAUUGCCAAUCACUUUAACGAGUUUGCCGGUGGCAGUACCGAAAAUGGUGUGACCAACUACGACUGGUUCCCCAAUAAGGAGGAUCAAUGUGCCUUUCUCAAGGUAUAUCUCGAAUCAUCAUCCCAACAGCAACAAACACCCUCUGACGAGGAAAUCCAAAAGUGGUACGAUCAAGUCCAGGCGUUCAUUCUGGUUAAUCACUUGUAUUGGGGAACUUGGGCUGUCAAUCAGGCUGCCACAGAAGGUUGUGCUGAUUUUGAUUACUUGCUUUUUGGUCACAACAGGCUUUCACGUUACUUUCAUUGCAAGGCGGAAGCUUAUCCUUCAAGUUAGUUAGUACCAGGUACCACUACUUGAAAAAGAAACCAUAAUAGAAUUUUUUAAAAGACAUGUUUUUGACUGU